Molecule: messenger RNA, 957 nt
Organism: Solea senegalensis (Senegalese sole)
Lineage: Eukaryota; Metazoa; Chordata; Actinopteri; Pleuronectiformes; Soleidae
Product: cathepsin Z
Exons: 6
Coding region: 26-931 (301 amino acids)
Cellular component (GO): lysosome
Molecular function (GO): cysteine-type endopeptidase activity
Source: RefSeq, a predicted model, not a curated record
AGAGGACAGUCAGUCAGGACCCAACAUGGCGUCCUCAGUGUCUCCACUUCUACUGUGUUGUUAUUUAGCAUCAUUGUCAUUUUCAUUACAGACCUCUCGACUUUUAUCAGAGCCUUGUUAUAAACCCAUCGCAGACGAGAGGCCAGACGGUGUCAAGACUCGGUCUCGGCCGCACGAGUAUGUGAAGUUGUCGGACCUUCCUCCGUCGUGGGACUGGAGGAACAUCCAGGGCAAGAAUUAUGUGAGCGUCACAAGGAACCAGCACAUUCCCCAGUACUGUGGUUCUUGCUGGGCCAUGGGGGCCACCAGUGCAUUAGCUGACCGCAUCAACAUCAAACGUGGAGGAGCGUGGCCGUCUGCCUACCUGUCCGUACAGAACGUGAUCGACUGUGGGAGGGCAGGCUCUUGUUAUGGUGGAGAUCACAUGGGAGUGUACGCAUACGCACACGAGAGCGGCAUCCCCGAUGAAACCUGCAACAACUAUCAAGCCAAAAACCAAAAGUGUGAGCUGUUUAACCGGUGUGGCACCUGCUCCUUCUUUGACUCAUGCUCCGUGCUGAAGAAUUACACUCUGUGGAAAGUGGGAGAUUAUGGAAAAGUUUCCGGGAGAGACAAGAUGAAAGCUGAAAUCUACACUAACGGGCCCGUCAGUUGUGCGCUGAUGGCCACCGGCGGCCUGGAAGGAUACUCUGGAGGAAUUUUCUCAGAGUUUCACCCCCUGUCUUUACCAAAUCACAUCGUGUCUGUGGCUGGUUGGGGCGUGACAGAGGACGGCACAGAGCACUGGAUUGUCAGGAACUCUUGGGGAGAGUUUUGGGGUGAACAUGGCUGGGCCAGAAUUGUCACCAGUGCAUACAAAGGAGGAAAAGGCAACUGGUUCAACCUGGGUAUCGAGAAAAACUGUGCAUAUGGAGACCCUAUUGUUACGUAGACACCACAAUAAACUGAUGAACUCUA